AUGUGUGGCUAUAGGCGUGCACCUGAACGUAAAACGAGCCUCGGGAAGAAAGUGAAGGACAUUGUCCUGAAAAUCAUAGAUAGACACCAGCAGAAGGGCGACAGGAAAACGACUGACGACCAAGAUACCCAGGACCCAGAGGAAAACGCUGAUGCAAUCGGCAAGGCGUUGAUGGCUGGUAUGCAGGAGGGCGAAUUUAAUAGGCCGGUUGGUCCACGGAAUACAUACGUCAAAGGGAUUGGCCCGUCAUCUUGGGACAAGGGAACACACAAAAAGAGGCCGUGGGAGGAGCUGAGGCCUCGUUUUGGAAACAGCUUGAUGGACGGCGUCGACGAGGUUGUUGCCAAGGAAUCUCUAUCGACACUCGGAGUAUCUGGACCCUACGAAGAACUGUUGUUCCCAAGCGCCAUCAAACUAAAGACACGAUGUUUCACCGACGGUCGGGGUGCCCUUAGCAAGCCUCUUAAUAGGCCGCCCCUGUGCACCUGCUUGGAAUGUUGCAAGUUUACAUGCCUUGUCCACUAUUAUGUAGCAGAUCUGAGCCUCAUGAUGUGCAGCAGCCAGAUGUGGAGGGCCGUAUGCGUUAUGUGGGUGCGUUUGCUCUCUUGCAACUGGCUCUUAACAGGGAGAAGACGGUGCGAGUGCUCCGAAAGCCACACCACCGUGCUGGGCGUCGACGUAGAUUGCUGGUCUGGGGCGACGUCUAAAGAUUCCGCGCAUGGGCUUUUUUAA
Messenger RNA from Eimeria acervulina, 732 nucleotides. RefSeq lists its product as hypothetical. The record is from RefSeq and is a predicted model, not a curated record. The transcript has 11 exons. Lineage: Eukaryota; Apicomplexa; Conoidasida; Eucoccidiorida; Eimeriidae. The coding region runs from base 1 to 732 and encodes 243 amino acids.